CUCCCCCCCCCACACCCCCGUUUCAUUUCAUCCUUGGAAGAGAGCGGAGGCAACCCGGCGUGGAGGAGGAUGACAAAGAUGAUGAUGUGGAAGAGAUGGAGAUGAAGCAGACUAUGCAGAUCCGGGGACUCCUGUUGCUGCUGCCGGCACUAUGGGCUCUCUUUCUGCGGGACGUCGCGGCUGUCACAGAGGAGGGAGGUUGCUUUCUUCCAGGUACAAAGGCUACUGGAAUGCCAAUCAAACUGAAGGUGUCCCAGGGACAGCCUGUGAAGCUGAACUGCAGCCUCGAGGGAAUGGAAGACCCAGAGAUGCUGUGGGUCAAGGAUGGAGCUGUGGUGCAGAGCGUAGACCAGGUGUACAUCCCGGUAGAUGAAGAACACUGGAUUGGGUUCCUCAGCUUGAAGUCUGUGGACCGGAAAGACUCUGGGAAGUACUGGUGCCAAGUGGAGACCAACGGAAAGAAAGAAGAAUCGCAGCAAGUGUGGCUCAUUGUGGAAGGUGUUCCUUACUUCACUGUUGAGCCAGAAGAUCUGUCUGUAAUCCCCAAUACUCCUUUCCAACUAUUUUGUGCUGCAGCUGGCCCACCUGAGCCGGUGACAAUUGUCUGGUGGAUGGGCGAUUCCAAAGUUGGUCGUUCCGACGUCUCCCCCUCCACCCUAAAUGUGCCAGGUAUUAAUCAAAGCACCGUUUUCUCCUGUGAAGCCCACAACAUAAAGGGACUGUCUUCAUCUCGGACGGCCACUGUGCAGAUUAAAGCUCUCCCCUUUCCACCUCUCAAUGUGACAGUAACUCAAAUCACCAGCAACAAUGCCAGUAUCACUUGGCUCCCAGGAUUUGAUGGCCGUUCUCCACUUCAUUAUUGUACAGUUCAGGUGGCUGAGCUACAGGAAGAUGAAGUUUCCACAGAAGUUGUCCCUGUCCCCUCCUUUUCCCAGGCUUUUCCCGGAUUAAAGCACUCUACCAAUUAUAGUGCUCGGGUCCAGUGCACUAAUGAACUGGGCAGCUCCCCUUUUACAGACUGGGUCUAUUUUCAGACCAUGGGAUUAGCACCAAACAGUACUCCACAAAACGUACACAUUAUCCAAAGAGAUUCUUGUCUGAUUUUGGAAUGGGAAACAAUGGCUCCAGAAAUGCAUAGGGACAAUGCCCUGGGAUACAGGUUGGAGUGGAGUCAAGAUAACAUCACCCAGGGGGAAAUGACCGUGCAGGAGACGAGAGCCAACCUCACUAUGUGGAAUCCCUUAAGAGAUCUUACCAUCAGGGUGUGUGUACUCAACUCUGUGGGCUGUGGGCCUUGGAGUGAACCCUUGCUGCUUACAGCUGAAGAUUUAAUAGGAGGACAGAGACAACCUCCCUAUGGCACAUCCUGGGUUCCUGUAGUAUUAGGCAUCCUUACUGCACUCGUCACAGCAGUUGCCUUGGCACUGAUCUUGCUACGGAAAAGAAGAAAAGAAACUCGCUUUGGUCAUGCCUUUGGCAGCAUGGUGGGAGGAGAUCCAGUCGUGCAUUUCAGAGCGGUGAGAUCUUUCAACAGAGAAGGCCCAGAGCUUAUUGAGGCAACAUUGGACAGUAUAGGUAUCAGUGAUGACUUGAAGACCAAACUGAAGGAUGUCCUGAUCCAGGAACAACAGUUUACUCUAGGAAGAAUGCUAGGCAAAGGGGAAUUUGGGUCUGUAAGAGAGGGUCAGUUGAAGCUGCCUGAUGGCUCUCUCCAGAAGGUUGCAGUGAAAAUGCUCAAAGCGGACAUCUUCACCUCAAAUGACAUUGAGGAAUUCCUGAGGGAAGCUGCCUGCAUGAAAGAGUUUGACCAUCCGCACGUUACUAAACUGAUUGGAGUCAGCUUGCGCAAUCGGCCUAAAGGCCGGCUUCCAAUCCCAAUGGUUAUCCUGCCGUUCAUGAAGCAUGGAGACCUUCACUCUUUUCUAUUGAUGUCCCGGAUUGGAGAAAACCCUUUUAACCUGCCUCUUCAGACACUCUUGAAGUUUAUGAUUGACAUUGCUAGUGGCAUGGAGUACCUGAGCUCCAAAAACUUCAUCCACAGAGACCUAGCUGCUCGGAACUGCAUGUUGGAUGAAUACAUGAACGUGUGUGUUGCUGAUUUUGGGCUUUCAAAGAAAAUCUAUAGUGGAGACUAUUACCGCCAGGGCUGUGCCUCCAAGCUGCCAGUGAAGUGGCUUGCACUGGAAAGCCUAGCGGACAAUCUCUACACAACACAUAGUGAUGUGUGGGCAUUUGGUGUGACAAUGUGGGAAAUUGUGACGCGGGGGCAAACUCCUUAUGCAGGCAUUGAGAAUGCAGAAAUUUACAACUACCUCAUCAGUGGAAACAGACUGAAACAGCCCCUGGAGUGCUUGGAAGAUGUCUACGAUCUCAUGUGCAGAUGCUGGCAUUCAGAACCUAAGCUACGCCCCAGCUUCGGAGCCCUGAAACUGCAACUAGAAAUGAUCUUGGCCAGACUGUCUUUGCUCUCAUCCAGUCAGGACCCCCUGUAUGUCAACAUUGGGAAGCCGCAAGAAGCUUUCAGGAAUGACCCCUCAACGGAUUGUCCCUUUGGAACAUUGGACGGUGACGCGAACAUUGCAGGAGCAGCCGCUGCCGCUGCUGUCACUAGUGACUAUCGUUACAUCAUGAGCCCCUUGUGCCUUGGGAGUGAUGCUGAAAGCGAAAGGCAUCCGGACGCAUCUGAGGGGGAAGCCAGGAGCCUUCUUUAUGAUUUGGAGAUGGGACCCAAACGAUGUUAGCCUGAAAGGAAGGGGGGGGGAAUGACACUUCACUCUCCUCCAAUAAGAUGUGUGCAUUUUUAUCAUCAUCUGGUACUGCUUUACAAAGACAGUUGUAGGCUGCUUUUAACCAGCAUAGGUAGCUGUAAAAUGAGCUACUUCUGCAGCUGUUUUGAGUUGCUGUGGCGAAUGCUCAAAAUGACCACAGAUCUUUAUCACCUAUUGGCCUUCUGAAACUAACUUCCGGCAGUGGUGAAAUGAAAUCCAGUGGGAGUGUCCUGGUCUGUACUUACAGCCAGCGAAUGCCUGUUUGUCAACCGAAUUGAUAACGGAAUAUUGGAGCUGAGCUGGGUGCUACUCAGCACACACUCUUUUUUGGUAAGAUUUUCCAGCUCUGAGCGAGGAAGUUUUGGACCAGCACAAGUGGUGGGGAAAUGAUCUGCUAUUGAUGGAUACUGUAUUUAAGGGCCUGAGGGCGGGAACAGUAGUUUAGCAGUACCACCUAGUCCUCUUGUCUACCUCAGUGGUUCUCAAACUGGCUGCUUCUGUACAAUGAAGAAAUAAUGCGCAAUUU
Lacerta agilis (Sand lizard) is the source of this 3294-nucleotide messenger RNA. It is a transcript of the gene TYRO3, whose product is annotated as TYRO3 protein tyrosine kinase. The coding region runs from base 96 to 2741 and encodes 881 amino acids. Lineage: Eukaryota; Metazoa; Chordata; Lepidosauria; Squamata; Lacertidae. Gene Ontology annotation, biological process: cell migration; positive regulation of kinase activity; multicellular organism development. The record is from RefSeq and is a predicted model, not a curated record. Gene Ontology annotation, cellular component: signaling receptor complex. Gene Ontology annotation, molecular function: protein binding; ATP binding; transmembrane receptor protein tyrosine kinase activity. The transcript is spliced from 19 exons.